CCUCCAGCUGCCGAGGUUGCCGCACAGCUGGAGCCACGUCGGUCACCUGUGCGGCGCCGUUGCCCUUGUGCUCCCACUGCCCGGCCCGCGGCCAGCGGACUUUGCGGAGGGCGCCCGGCGUAGGCAGCGGCGGGUGUGGGCCGUGCGGGUAUUUAUAGCUCGGUGACAGCAGCGGCGACAGAGAAUCGCCGGCCUGUCUCGCCGCUCUGCCCAGUGAGGCCGCCGGCGCGGCGGACAGCUGUGCAACGCCGUGUCCCCAGUGUGCAGACGCCCCGAGCCCGCGCUGCCCCAUCGGGUAAACUACGGAAUUGAAGUUUUGAAGGAUGGGUAAAGACUUUCGUUAUUAUUUCCAGCAUCCCUGGUCUCGCAUGAUUGUGGCUUAUUUGGUCAUCUUCUUUAAUUUCUUAAUAUUUGCGGAGGACCCAGUUUCUCAUAGCCAAACAGAAGCCAAUGUUAUUGUUGUUGGAAACUGUUUUUCAUUUGUAACAAAUAAAUACCCUAGAGGAGUUGGCUGGAGGCUUCUGAAGGUGCUUCUGUGGCUACUCGCCAUUCUCACAGGACUAAUAGCUGGCAAAUUUCUGUUUCAUCAGCGUUUAUUCGGUCAGUUGCUCCGGUUGAAAAUGUUUCGAGAGGAUCAUGGGUCAUGGAUGACAAUGUUCUUCAGCACAAUUCUCUUUCUCUUCAUAUUUUCUCACAUUUACAACACCAUUCUUCUAAUGGAUGGGAACAUGGGAGCUUAUAUCAUUACAGACUAUAUGGGCAUCCGAAAUGAAAGUUUCAUGAAAUUAGCUGCUGUAGGGACCUGGAUGGGGGACUUUGUCACAGCUUGGAUGGUCACUGAUAUGAUGCUUCAGGACAAACCCUAUCCUGAUUGGGGAAAAUCUGCAAGAGCUUUCUGGAAGAAAGGAAAUGUUAGGAUCAUUUUAUUCUGGACGGUUCUUUUCACUCUGACUUCUGUUGUUGUACUUGUCAUUACAACUGACUGGAUCAGCUGGGACAAAUUGAAUCGGGGUUUUCUGCCUAGUGAUGAAGUUUCUAGAGCAUUCCUGGCUUCUUUCAUCUUGGUCUUUGACCUCCUUAUUGUAAUGCAGGACUGGGAAUUCCCACAUUUCAUGGGAGAUGUCGAUGUAAAUCUCCCUGGGUUGCACACUCCUCAUAUGCAAUUCAAGAUCCCUUUCUUCCAGAAGAUCUUCAAGGAAGAAUAUCAUAUUCACAUAACAGGUAAAUGGUUUAACUAUGGAAUUAUCUUUCUUGUCUUGAUUUUGGACCUUAAUAUGUGGAAGAACCAGAUAUUUUAUAAACCUCAUGAAUAUGGACAAUAUAUUGGCCCAGGGCAGAAGAUAUAUACAGUGAAAGACUCAGAAAGUUUAAAGGAUUUGAACAGAACCAAGCUAUCUUGGGAAUGGAGGUCCAAUCACACUAACCCCCGGACUAAUAAAACGUAUGUUGAGGGAGACCUGUUCUUACAUAGCAGGUUUACAGGGGCUAGUCUUGAUGUCAAGUGCCUGGCUUUUGUUCCAAGUUUGAUAGCGUUUGUGUGGUUUGGAUUCUUCAUUUGGUUCUUUGGACGAUUUUUGAAAAAUGAACAAGGCAUGGAGAAUCAGGACAAAACUUACACGCGCAUGAAAAGAAAAUCCCCAUCAGAACAUAGCAAAGACAUGGGAAUCACUCGAGAAAACACCCAGGCCUCAGUGGAAGACCCGCUGAAUGACCCCCCUUCAGUUUGCAUCAGGUCUGACUUCAAUGAGAUUGUCUACAAGUCCUCCCACCUAACGUCGGAAAACUUGAGCUCGCACUUGAAUGAGUCUACCAGCGCAACAGAAGCUGACCCAGACCCAAUGACUUCUAAAAGUACACCUACGAACUAGAUUCACUUACUCGGAGAUAGCACAAAAAGCAACCUUGAGUGUAACUUUAAAAAGUUAGUCUUUCUUUUUGUAAAUGUAAGGUUUACUUAGUGUUAGGUAAAGAAAUACAAACAAUGCCACAACGGUGCUCAACAUGCUUUUUCUAGGACUCAUUGUUUUCUAUUUGUAUUAUGAUACACGUGCCUACUGUAUAUCUAACAGUCCUCUAGAGAUUGCUUUUCACAAUUGCGCAAGCUAUUUAUUGACUUUACAGCAUAGUACAAGAUUAGCUGAUUAUCUGUGUAUCUGAUGUUCAACCAUAGUGGUGCCUUGAGACAUUAAACUGUUUUUAACUGUACCAGAAACUGAGUGUGAAAUAGUUCUCUAAUCUACUUCACAUUGGUUUUGUUUUGUUUUGUUUUGUUUUUUGUAUACAAUUAUUUUAAUCUAUACUUAAUGUCUGAGCAAGAAACAGAUGUAGCUUAGAUGUGGCUCAGAAAGUAUCUCUUGGUUUCUUAUUCAGUAGCGAAGUUGGUGACUUUGAAAGCUAGACUGCAGAGAUGCAUGGUGAUUACUUUUGAAUAUUUAUUGGCUGUCCGCCAAAUACAAAUACAGAUACAAAAUUCUGUAACAGGAGAAUGAUAAUCCAGCAUAGGUCACUACUUGUGAAGUGUGACUUUCUCCAGCCAGUAAUUGCAAUUAGAUGAUAAUACCUAAUUAUGUUUUCCUAAUUAAACAUAAAUUGCUACUUGAUUAAAAAUCCUGCCCUUCACCUUUGGGAACAAAGGUUAAGAGACACAGUUGGGUAAACUCUCAAAUUUUUUGGCAUUUACACAAAGCCCUAGAAAACCAAGGAACUGAAGUUUUAAUCAUGUGAGGGUUGCACAGCCUCCCAUCUACAAUAUUUGUACAUCUUUCUGUAAAUAUGGCUCUGGACAGUGAAAAUUGAAAAACAUAUGCCAACUUUGAGCAAGGGAACUCUUCUAAAAGUCAUGCAGUGGAUCUCGUGAGGUGGGAAAGGAUGCGUGAAAGAAUCUGUUUAGUGGCUUGUUUUAUGUGCUUUUUUUUUUUUAAGAAUUAAACAUCUCACAUUAAUAAAUAAGAAAAUUAUACAUCAGUAA
Molecule: messenger RNA, 2968 nt
Organism: Pteropus alecto (black flying fox)
Lineage: Eukaryota; Metazoa; Chordata; Mammalia; Chiroptera; Pteropodidae
Gene: TMEM117
Product: transmembrane protein 117
Exons: 8
Coding region: 324-1868 (514 amino acids)
Biological process (GO): intrinsic apoptotic signaling pathway in response to endoplasmic reticulum stress
Source: RefSeq, a predicted model, not a curated record